Messenger RNA from Ectocarpus sp. CCAP 1310/34, 1412 nucleotides. Lineage: Eukaryota; Phaeophyceae; Ectocarpales; Ectocarpaceae. The record is from the annotation of a GenBank genome assembly.
CCGUUCGGGCUCUCGGGCCGGAGGGGCUCGACAGGUCCGGGCUCUCCCGCGCUAGCAUAACGCUACGGUUCCCUCGAAACCCGGUGAUCGGGGACAAGUUUUCGUCGCGGCACGGGCAGAAGGGCGUCAUGUCUAUCCUGUGGCCGGCGGAGGACAUGCCCUUCACGGAGUCGGGGCUGUCGCCCGACGUGAUCAUCAACCCGCACGCCUUCCCAUCGCGGAUGACUAUCGGGAUGCUUAUCGAGUCCAUGGCCGGCAAGAGCGGUGCCAUGCACGGCACCUAUCAGGACGCUACUCCGUUCGCUUUCCAUGAGGAAGAUCGGGUCAUCGACCACUUCGGCGAGCAGCUGCGCUCCGCAGGGUACGCCUACCACGGGUCGGAGCCCCUGUACAGCGGGGUUACAGGGACGGUGAUGCACGCUGACAUCUUCAUCGGACUGGUGUACUACCAGCGCUUGCGACACAUGGUGUCGGACAAGUCCCAGGUACGAGCCACGGGCCCCGUGAACCAGCUCACGCGGCAGCCCAUCAAGGGCCGGAAGAACAAGGGCGGCGUCCGGCUGGGGGAGAUGGAGCGCGACGCCCUCCUGAGCCACGGCGCCGCCUUCCUCCUCCACGACCGCCUGAUGAACUGCUCCGACCGCCACAUCGCUCACGUUUGCUCCACGUGCGGCUCCCUCCUGUCGACCUCUGCCCGCCGAGGGGCCGUGGCGACGGCCGGGCAGAGCGCGGCGGCGGCGGCGGCGGGGGCAAGGGAGGCAGGGGGCGGGGGAGAGGGCAACGGCGGGGGGGGGAUCCGCUGUAUCACGUGUCCGGCUAGCGGUGGGAAGGGGGGGGGCAAGGUCGUUGCCGUGGCGAUGCCGUACGUGUUUAGGUACCUCGCGAACGAGCUCGCGGGGAUGGGUAUCAAGCUCACCCUCAAGACGAGCUGAGCUUGGGCGCGGGCGGCGGGGGGGGGGUGAAGGGUCCCUCUGCCGCGGCCCUUGUUUCAAUAGCACUAUAAUAGGGCACCUCUUGUGUGUAUAUAAUUAGACCUUUUGAGUGUUUUUGCGAGGCUCGAAGUGAGUACAGUACAUGUAGUCGGACCACGAAGCGCGGGGGGGUGGUUUCAGGCUCUAUUUAGCCUUCGAUUCUUGUUGUUGUGAACGGACGCCAUUCUCGUAAUCCGCUAGUCGCAGAGGUCGUGAGUUCGAAUCCCCAUGGGGUGAAAAAAUUACGAGAUUUGCGGGUGAAAGCGAAAUAUAGCUAAAAAGCUCUCGUGAGUACCAAACUUUGACGUUAGCACCGUUGACGAGGGAAAGGGACGGCUGGACCCUUCUCGCGAUAAAAAUAAAAUUCAGCACGCACCGCAGGAGGAAGGUGGGGCAUGAAAAGAAAUAAAAAGAAGAAAAAAGCCCUGGUGUUUACCCCCU